UACUGCCGAGCUCCCGAGCGACGUCGACGUCUCUCUUUCUCUCGUAUCAACCAAUUCGCCAUUGCAACACCUCCGAUACUUCGCUCUCGACCUAAGUUCCGGUUUCGUCUUCGCCGCUUCCCUCGGACAUGAGGACGAGAAACGCCGGCGCGCCCAAGCCGGCCGCCCCUAGAAGGACGCCGCGGGCGAGGAAAUCGGCCGGCGAGGCCGGUCCGGGGCCGGGCCCCGACCCGAACGACGCGGCGGCGGGCUCGGCGACGCCCCAGGUCGUCGAGACGAGGCGCGCCUCCGCCGCGCGGGCGAGGCGAGCGAGGAAAACCGCCUCCACGCCGGCUAGGAACGAGGAUUCGGAUCCUGCAGCCGAACCUUCGAUUUUAGCCUCUGAUCAUGCUGAAGAAGUAGAAGGGUCGGCCGGUGCUGCUGCCGAAGUGACACCAGUGACAAAAGUUGGGACAACUCCGAAGUCAACGGGGAGGAAAACAGCAGGAUGUACUAAGUCUCCUGCUUCGACAAAAGCUUUAUCCUUGCAGAUGCCCAAGUUGCUUGAAUCUGUCAAAGUUCCUAUAGAGGAGACUGUGGAGGAGAUGGUGGUAUUAGCUGACACCCACAGUGAAGAUGAUAACACAAAAGUUGAAUGUGCGCCUAAGUGUGUUGAAGAACCCUUAGGAGAGGAAAAAUCCAACUUGGCAAUAGUUGAACGCCUUGAAGAUGUCAUUAAACCGGUGGACAAGGAACAGGCUCUGGUACAAUUGGAAAAAUCUGCUAUUGAAGAUGGUGGGCAUCUGGUGGACAAUGUAAAAUCUCCACUUGCAAAUUUUACAGUAUUCGAGGAAAAAGAACAAAUGCAAGUGGAAGGUGAAAUAGCUCCUCCUCCAGGUGGUGAGGAUUCUCUCAAGGAAGAGAUAAAUGCCGAAGCAACUUCAAAGCCAUCAGAUGAUCGUGAAGUAUGUGAAGUGAAGCGGGGAGAGGAAGUUAUUGAAAAAAGAGAUGUACUGGUCGGAAAUAAUGCAGGGAGUGGAGAGAAAUCCCAAACUACGAAAGAGAAUGUCCAGGAGAAGUUUGAAGGAGAUUUUUUUCAGACUAGAAAUGAUGACUACGGGGUCGAUGAUGAGGGAAUGGAGGAGUAUGGUGAUCGAUUGGACUUUGGGGAACCUGGAGAGGAAGGCAUUGGUGAGGAUGAUGGAGAUGAACCUGCUGAAGAAGCGGACACUUUAGAAGUGGAGCAUAAGGAACUAUCAGCUAUUGCAAAGGAACAAAAGAUUAAGAAAGAACAUGAAAUUUUUGUUGGUGGUCUCGACCGUGAUGCUGUAGAAGAGGAUGUGAGGAGGGUGUUUGAGAGGAUUGGUGAGAUAAUUGAGAUUAGGUUGCAUAAAGAUUUUUCAACCAAUAAGAACAAGGGAUAUGCCUUUGUUAAGUUUGCAAACAAGGAGCAUGCAAAGCGGGCCCUGAUACGUGGAAAGAGAUGCGGCACUGCACCUAGUGAGGACAACGACAUAUUGUUCCUAGGAAAUAUCUGCAACACUUGGACAAAGGAAGCUAUAAAACAAAAGUUGAAGGAGUAUGGUGUUGAAGGGGUAGAGAGCAUAACUCUUGUUCCAGAUGCUCAACGUGAAGGGUUGAGUCGUGGUUUUGCAUUUCUUGAGUUUUCUUGCCACGCUGAUGCAAUGCUAGCAUAUAAGAGGCUUCAAAAGCCUGAUGUUGUUUUUGGUCAUUCAGAGAGAACGGCCAAAGUUGCUUUUGCUGAACCACUACGUGACCCUGACCCGGAUGUCAUGGCUCAAGUGAAAUCGGUUUUCAUUGACGGGCUUCCUCCUUAUUGGGAUGAGGAGUGUGUAAGAGAGCAAUUUAAAACUUUCGGAGAGAUUGUACGUGUAGUCCUUGCUAGAAACAUGUCGACUGCUAAGAGGAAAGAUUUUGGGUUUGUUGAUUUUUCUAGCCACGAGGCAGCUGUUGCUUGUGUUGAUGGAAUCAACACUUCAGAGUCAGGUGAUGAUAACACAAAGGUUAAAGUUAGAGCAAGACUUUCCAAUCCAAUGCCUAAAACUCAGGCAGUGAAGGGUGGAAUGUCUGGUGGAUUUCGAAUUGGUUGCGGUAGCGUUGGCACUGUUCCAAGACAUGGAAGGGGAUUUGGGUGGGGAGGACAUUCAUACAACAGAGGGAAUUACCAUAGCUGGGGUUUCCAUCAACGUGGACGUGGUCAAAGCAGCAGAAUGCGUUUUAGCUAUGACCACGAGUUUGAUAAUCCAUACCCCGAUUUUCAUAGGAGGCAAUCUUCUGGACGAGGGGGAAGAAGGGGCAUAUCACGAGCUGGUCAUUAUAUGUCUGGUCGUCAUGUCCCUGUAGGCACGUCUUCAAGACCACCUAUCGAUAGAUUAUGGCGUGGUUAUCCCGACAGAGGCCCUGGCAUGCAUCUACCUUCUAGGCCUUUACCUUACUCUCCUGAAGAACAAUACAACAGACAUUUUGACGGCAGGCAGUUUGAUGACCCAUACUUCUAUGAGAGUGGUGCCCAUGGUUUGAAGCGUCCCUUUCCUAUGACAGAUCAAAAUGCAGAUUACAUGGAGCCAAGUAGAUUACGUCCUCGUUUUGAUUAUACGGAUUCUUCAUUGCCAUCACAUGGAAAUGUUUAUCGUGAUGCUUUUGGAGUUGGAAGUGGGCCCUAUCCACAUGAUUAUUCUGGUUCUGAUUAUGGCGGAGGUCCGUAUCCAUCUUAUUACGGGGAUGAUCGCUCUUAUGGAGGUGGCUACUACUAUUAGAUUCAAAUCCUAAGGUAAGUUUGGAAAUGCAGGAAAUGCUUCAUCGGUAAUGGGGAAAGGCUCCCUGUUGCAAGAAUAUCUAAGUUCGAUUACCUUUCUCCUAUAAGAUAUUUUGCUUUAGUCUUUUACAUCACAUCUACUAUCUAACCUCUUUUCAUAUCUAUCCCGCAUUUCGUCAGUUCUUGGAUUCCCUAUAGUUGUUAGGUUAUGAUGAAGACUUUAGAGUCUUGUAGAUAAGGUGGCUUGAGGAUGGGACCAUAUAAGUGAUAUCUUUUUGCGUGAAAGUAGAAGUGCAUCCUGCAUUUGCACUACGUAUGAGGAGUUCGAGGUUUUCUACCACUUGAAGUGCAGAUGUUGUACUAUGCUUCAUGGAUAUCAUGUGCAGCUGGUCAUUUUUAAUGUUUUGGUUUAAUGAAAUAAAUCAAGUGAAUUUAUUGAUAGUCCAAAGUUUUGGGAGUUCAGUUUACUUUAAUUGAUGGAGAGCUGAUUUUAAAGUUAAUGAUUUUGGUGGAGACUUAUCUAGAGACAAUAUUAGCUGCUUUUAAGAGAGCUCAAGUAGGCUUUAAAUUGCGUGCAAUCAUCAGAAGUUUUCGGCUACUAUGGAUGAAUGCAGCAAGGAUUUUUGGUCGAGGUGACUUCCUCCAUCAGCUUCAGGGGAUCAAGUUGUUUCCUAUAUUAAAAGUAUAUUAAAGAUGGGCAGGUUAAAGCAGAACUUUGGAAAUUUACUCCAUAGGUGAUGUUGCUCCAAAAAUUAGUUGGUGAAGUUUUCGGUGUAUACCUCAGAAUCAUGUCAACUAAUGUGUCCGAACUUCUCAUGGUUUCUAAAUCCUUUGCCAUUUGACAUGGUUAAUUGCAUGAGCGUUUUAGGUGGAUGCAUAUUCCUGAGCCUAUUGAUUUCGGUUCGUGGAUGUUCUCUAUAAGCAGAAUAGUAAUCUGAUUCGGUGGUCUGUUAUUCCAUUUACAUCUGUAUGUUACGUAGUUGUUGUACUUAGUGGCUAUCUUUCGUGAGAAGAUAUCCUCAGUAGGAUCUAAGUGUUCCUGUAGAUGGAAAAGUCUGCUCAGGUGCUUUGGAGUUUAGUAGCUAUGAAAGUCAAUCGUGUUGUUAUGGCUUAUGCAUUGCGAUUUUGACUAUUGGAGAUUUUGAGAAAUCCUUGUCUCAACCAUUCAAUGUGGGAAUUGGGAAGAAUUAAGGGCAUAAAGAAUUUGGAGAAACUUCUAAGCGUUAUGGUGACAGUGGUAUCAAAUGUCAUGAAUUUGCAGAUUGUUAGCAUAGGUUUGAUAGUUCGACCCAAAAAAAAACAUAGGUUGAUAGGUUUCUUUAUUUGGAUUGGGGUGAUCAUUUAUCUGCAUAGAGAUUUAUGUUUGUCUUCCAUGUUAUCGUUGUCAGUCAUGUCAAUGAUCUUUCUGAGCAUAUGUUUUUAGAACCACGCAGAAAGUGAGUAAAAUUUAUGCAAGUUUAAAGUUCUUUAAUGUGUGAUUGUUCAUCUAUAAGUUAAAAUAAGAUUCAGAGGUCACUUGUACAAACUUUAAAGUUGACUGUCAUUGCUUUAUCGAUGUCAAUGUCCUUUAUACAAGAGAUUCCACAUGCUCCUUAUGAUGCGGAUGGUAAUAAUGCGGAACUAGUUUUAGUUUGGGUUUUCCUAUACGAUAGAAGUGUUUCUACUGGCUUAAGAAUGCUUGUCUUUGUGAUCAUCAUGAUUUUGAUGUGAAUAAUCUCUGUGGAUCAGUGAUGAAGUUUUGAGUGUUGACUUGGUGACUUUUGAGGACAACGGCACCUGUAGUUUCUCCCUUAUUAUUUAUUAUGCUCUCACUAGACUUACCAUAUAUAUUCCUUAUGGGCAUUGUGUUAAGGCACAUUAGGGAGAAUUAGAAAGAGUUCUCAGAGUACUUGGUGUAAUGUGGGGUGUCAUAAGUUCUGGUACAUGGUGGAAUAUCUGUUGUAAGUGGGUUUUGGCAACUUAAAUAUUUAGUGAACUUCAUUUGAAUAGGUAUUGAGGUGACUUUAGGCAUCCGCGUCUUUCAUUUACUGAGGCGAUUUUGGGAUCUUCAGUUAGCAUUAUAGUUAAAUUGGUCUUCUCAAUCUUUGCUGUUCCUUUUUCUUCAUCUAGUGUAGGCAGAGUUUUUGUGCUUCUUUCUGCAUUGAAGUUGCUAAUAUUUUGAUGGCCUCUCUUUUCCUUUUUGUAUGAUUUGCACAUGUAUCAUUCAUAAUCUAUGUCUUAUUUGUUCAGAAGCUUUUUUUUCCCUCUAAAGAUCCGUUCCAGAAUUUGCUUUUUUAACUGCCUUGAUCACUUAUGCAAAAAAGAAGUUUCUAAAGGAAUAAGACACUGUUCACUUGUGGAACCGUAGUUGCUUCGAGACUAGUGAUUUUCAUCCAUUUCUAUUCUACGUACAUCGGCUAUGACGUCUGGUCGACUCUAAUAAAUUAGGGGUACCUUAUACCUUUAUGCUUCUAUAUCUGGACCAUUUACUUCUCCAUUAUCUAUACCUGGUAAAGUUGUAAUUUCUCGGCAAGUUAACUGUGGCGAGACUGCUAUUCACAGGCAAUAAAUGAAGCCGUGUUGUAUUAUUGGUUUUCAUA
Molecule: messenger RNA, 5334 nt
Organism: Syzygium oleosum
Lineage: Eukaryota; Viridiplantae; Streptophyta; Magnoliopsida; Myrtales; Myrtaceae
Exons: 11
Coding region: 129-2756 (875 amino acids)
Cellular component (GO): nucleus
Molecular function (GO): mRNA binding
Source: RefSeq, a predicted model, not a curated record